GCAGGUAUGGGAAAUGAAAUGCGAGCAGGGUUUAUAAACGAUGCGGUGGUUUGUCAAACGAUGGGUUAAACAGUUUUCGGAGAGCUAUUUGUGGCCUGCCGCUUUGCACACCAGACACGCAGACAGAACAGCAUGGAGACGCUUCUUUUUCUAUUUCCUCAAUUUAACUACAUGGCCCCAAAGGAGGAAGCAUAUUUCAAAAUGUUUGGUCCAGAAGACUUGCAGGCAGCAAAGAUGAAGGACGAUAGCAGACAAAAAGACAAGGAGAGGAAGAGCCGACUAAGCCUUUUUCUCACCAAGUCAGGCUCCCAUGAAAACGUCAGUCCUCUUAAAAAGACAAAUACGACACCGAGCAACAUCUCACCAGAAGUAGCCCUGCAGUGGAGCGACUCCUUCGAGGACCUGCUGAAGCAUUCAGAUGGGGUUGAAACCUUCUCUCAGUUUCUGAGGACAGAGUUCAGUGAAGAAAACAUUGAAUUCUGGUUGGCCUGCGAGGAAUACAAGACCAUCGAUUCGGAAACAAAGCUGCUGUCCAAAGCCAAAUAUAUUUAUACAGUUUUCAUUGAAUCAGAUGCCCCCAAAGAGGUCAACAUUGACUACGACACCAAAAUGGCUAUUCAGAAGACCAUGGCAAAGCCCACGAAAAGCUGCUUUGAAGCAGCGCAGACGAAGAUCCACAGCCUGAUGAAAAAGGACUCUUACCGUAGGUUUCUGCACUCUGACAUUUAUCUGAGUCUCACCAAAAAGAAGGGCCCCGGAGCCACCAUGUUCCGCCGACGGUCGCGCUCCUGCGUCUUCAACGAGAGGGGGGAGCCAACGACCGCCGCCUCGGAGUGGUAGACGGAGCCCGGCAGCCGAGUCGCAGCUGACGCGUGAAUGGAUGUGUUAUUAUCAGCUAUAAUCCCUGAUUUCCAGCAGAAAAAUACUGUGCGUGGCAUUGACACCCACAAGUGCAAUAUUUUUUUAUAAUCACAGAGCUAAUAAUGUAUUAUUCCAGCAGCAAUGGUGAUCGAGAGGUACAUUUUGGGAAAUUUGCUUUCUUUCUUGCCAAGAGUUAAAUCAAAGGAUUGUACACACAUAUAAAAACAUCAACAUACAAAUGUUCUGUUAGCAUUUAGCUGUCUUAGCUUCGCAUGCAUUCUCUGUACUUGUUCAGCAAUAACAACAGCCCAUGUAGCUGUGGAGUUCAUUAAAUUAUUUAAUUUAUUUCUUCUUAAUGAGUGAAAAAUACAGGGUUAAAAAUGAAA
Cololabis saira (Pacific saury) is the source of this 1247-nucleotide messenger RNA. RefSeq names its product regulator of G protein signaling 18 (gene rgs18). The transcript has 5 exons. Bases 133 to 840 code for a protein of 235 amino acids. Lineage: Eukaryota; Metazoa; Chordata; Actinopteri; Beloniformes; Belonidae. The record is from RefSeq and is a predicted model, not a curated record.